GACCUUUUACUAUGAAAACCGACGAACAAUUUUUGAAAGGAAAAUAUGAUUUUAAUGAAGGAAACGAGACAAUUCUUAAGCAAAUUCCUGGAUUUGGAUGCAUUUCUGGAGUUCCACUAGAUUAUAUGCAUCUUAUAUUGUUAGGUGUUAUGAAAAAAUUGAUUAAGAUGUGGCUAUUGGGACCUCUAAAAAUUAGGUUACACAUUAAAAAGGUAAAUACACUUUCUAAAAAACUAUUGACUUUACGGCAUAGUAUACCAAAAGAAUUCGGAAGGAAGCCAAGAUCCUUGCUGGAAUUCCGAUAUUGGAAAGCUACUGAAUUCCGUACAUUCUUAAAGUACACUGGGCCAAUAGUACUAAAAAAUAUUCUACCUGAAUUAAUGUAUGAGAACUUCAUACUUCUACAUAGUGCUGUCACAAUAUUAUGCAGUCCAAAUCUCAUUGCAGAAUCGAGAAAUAUUGAUUGUGCCCAAGAAAUGUUGGAGAAUUUUGUCACUGGUUUUCAAUCUAUAUAUGGGAAAGAGUUUGUGUCUGACAAUAUUCACAAUUUGCUCCAUAUAUGCCAGGAUGUCAAGAAAUACGGACCACUAGAUCGAUUCAGUGCAUUCAGGUUUGAAAAUCAUAUGUCCAGUAUUAAAAGAAUGAUUCGGAAAGGAGACAAACCUCUGGAGCAGAUUGCACGCAGAUAUCACGAAAAGGAGAUUGCUGGAAAGAAAUUGGCGAUUAAGGAACACUUUAUUUUAAAACAAAUACAUAACAGUGGACCCAUAACAGAGACUUGCAAUCAUGUUUGGCAGCAAUAUAAGAUUUUAGAGUGUGAUUCGUACAUUAUUGACUGCAAUGUGGAUAAAGAAAGAUGUAUUUUAUUGAAAAGCGGAACAUUUUGUAAAGUUCUAAACAUUAUAAAAUGCAACGAUAAUGAAAUUAAAUUAAUUGUAAACAAAAUUUCUUCUAUCGAUAAACUCUAUGAUCAACCGGAUUCUAGGUAUCUCAACAUUCAUAUUGGAAGCAAGGACAAUGAUUUGUUUACAACCGAUAUAAGCAAUGUCCUGCAUAAAGUUUGGAGAGUGUCAAGUUCCAGAGGAUUAAUCCUGCUCCCCCUACAACACUAACGACAACAAAUAUUUAAAAUUUCAAUUCACAAACUGAAAAGAUUCUGGAGGUGUUCAAUUUUGAAGUUUUCAAUUUUUAUUUUAAUCAAAGGCCUCGUAAAAUGAGUGAAGGAUCGUCUGCUUAAUAAAUUAAGAAUGAUUAUGACCGAUCAGCAUUAAUUGGCGUCGACUUUUUAAAUUGAUUACAAUAUUCGUAAGGAUCACAAUGUUUUCCUCUCAGUGUUGCCUUGUAAAACCAUUAUAAAUGACUCAAAAAUCUAGAUCAAAUUAAUAAAGAGAAAGGAAAACUAACACAGACCUUCGAUUCAAAGAAGAAGCAAUUUUUAUAAUCAAUAUGAAAAUCACAAAAAAAUGGAAGAAAAGUUGCAUCGAUAUCGACAACGAAACAAGGAACCAGGAAUUGAAUUGGUUUUCCAAUAUUAGUAUUAAAAUUGCACCAGCGCCAGCAAAAACUCCAACAUCCUCAACAGCUCAUAAACCUGCGUAAGGUUAAAAACUAUGAUUGGUCGAAAAGUUAGUUAGAGAAUAAUUGUUACUACAAAAAUUGGAAUUCUAAUUAUUUUCUUUACUGUGAACUUAAAAGUGCUUAUAUAAUUAUACAUUUUUAGGCAAAUGCUAAAUAAA
Molecule: messenger RNA, 1736 nt
Organism: Leptopilina heterotoma
Lineage: Eukaryota; Metazoa; Arthropoda; Insecta; Hymenoptera; Figitidae
Exons: 2
Coding region: 12-1112 (366 amino acids)
Source: RefSeq, a predicted model, not a curated record